Molecule: messenger RNA, 1221 nt
Organism: Diplodia corticola
Lineage: Eukaryota; Fungi; Ascomycota; Dothideomycetes; Botryosphaeriales; Botryosphaeriaceae
Product: replicase polyprotein 1a
Exons: 2
Coding region: 1-1221 (406 amino acids)
Biological process (GO): anaphase-promoting complex-dependent catabolic process
Cellular component (GO): anaphase-promoting complex
Source: RefSeq, a predicted model, not a curated record
AUGCUGUCGCUCCCUCUAAUUGUCCCGCACGACGACCACUCGAUAUGGCACUACGCAUCGCCUCAUCUGCGACCUAAUCCCCCCUCGCCGACCAAUGCCUCGACUCCGAACCAGCCGCCUGAUGGCCUCAACGGCGCCGCGCAACACCAACUGCAUCGUCGAAACAACCAGGGCCCGCGCUCCUCUGCGCUGGCCGCCCUGCUGCACGAUGAGAACAUCAUCGAGCAGCGCAAGCUGAACGUGCGCCGCUUCGGUGCCGGCUGGAUCCGCCCGCCGGGCAUCGCCAAAACAUACCAGGCUGCCAUGGACGAGGCGGCCGAACGCGAGGAGCAGGAAAUGCUGGCGAGGCGAGAGGCCGCCAUGAUGGAGCUGGCCAACGCGCAGGAGCAGGAAGAGGAGGAAGCAAGGCGGAGGGAAAUGAUCGAAAGGGGGUUGGCUGACGAGAGAGGAGAAGGCGGCGAAGGCGGCGACGACGAGGGCGACGCCGAUCUGGAUGCUGACGUGCCAGACUUGGACGCCGACAUUCCGGAGGGCAGUCUGGGUAGCGAGGAAGAGGAUGACGAAGAUGACGAUGACGACGAAGAGGAUGAUGACGAUGAGAACAUCGAAGACGAAGACGAUGAAGAGGAGGCAGUGACUGAAGAAGAAGUGACCGGUGAUGUGACGCAAGAUGUUACCUUCAACGAGGAAAGCAUGUAUGGAGACGCCAGCCUACUCGGAGAGGAGCACAACGAGGACGUGGAAAACGCGCAGCGAUGGGUUGCACGGGAAGAGGCAGAAAUGGCCGGAGACCUUCAGGACGAACGUGACCUGGACGACGAUGUUCCGGAAGCUGGCGAAUAUGAGCAUACGGAUACGGAGAUCGAAGACAUAACUGAGGAGGACUUGCACAACAGCAGCUUCAACGCAAGCACUCGUAGCACUCGUAGCACUCGAUUAAGAUCGAGCAGACGGGGGGUUGGUGUGCCGGCCGGCUUCGAGAAUGCUGGUUUAAUCCGCAGUGGUGCGGGAGGAGCGCGCCAGGCCACGGGUGUGCCCGCCUUCAAUAUAAACCGCCGAGCACUGCGGGCUAGCUUCCACAGCGAUGGUCCGAGCUCUCUAUUGGGAGACGAGUCAUCGUUCCUCGAAAGCAGUCCGAACGCGGGCCGUGGGCUUGGACGGGGCUCACCCUCCUGGAUGCAGCCUCCGCCGCGGCCGAAUUGGCGGAGGGGCCCUCGGUAG